CGAGGAAGUCGGUGGAACUUGCUUUCCGCUGCGGGUACGAAGAUAUUGUCACAAUUAGCAGCAUCAUGUCGACUGGGGACAGUUUUGAGACUCGGUUUGAAAAAAUCGACAACCUGCUGCGGGAUCCCAAGUCGGAAGUAAAUUCAGAUUGCUUGCUGGAUGGAUUAGAUGCUUUGGUUUAUGAUUUGGAUUUUCCUGCCUUAAGAAAAAACAAAAAUAUUGACAACUUUCUAAGCAGAUAUAAAGACACAAUAAAUAAAAUUAGAGAUUUACGGAUGAAAGCCGAAGAUUAUGAGGUAGUGAAGGUGAUUGGCAGAGGUGCAUUUGGAGAAGUUCAAUUGGUAAGACAUAAAUCCACCAGGAAGGUGUAUGCUAUGAAGCUUCUCAGCAAAUUUGAAAUGAUUAAGAGAUCUGAUUCUGCUUUUUUCUGGGAAGAAAGGGACAUUAUGGCUUUUGCCAACAGUCCUUGGGUUGUUCAGCUUUUUUAUGCAUUCCAAGAUGAUCGGUAUCUCUACAUGGUGAUGGAAUACAUGCCUGGUGGAGACCUUGUAAACCUGAUGAGCAACUAUGACGUCCCUGAGAAAUGGGCACGAUUCUAUACUGCAGAAGUAGUUCUCGCAUUGGAUGCAAUUCAUUCCAUGGGUUUUAUUCAUAGAGAUGUAAAGCCUGAUAACAUGCUGCUGGAUAAGUCUGGACAUUUGAAGUUAGCAGAUUUUGGUACUUGCAUGAAGAUGAAUAAGGAAGGUAUGGUACGAUGUGAUACAGCAGUUGGAACACCUGAUUAUAUUUCACCUGAAGUAUUAAAAUCCCAAGGUGGUGAUGGCUAUUAUGGACGAGAGUGUGACUGGUGGUCAGUUGGGGUAUUUUUAUAUGAAAUGCUUGUAGGUGAUACACCUUUUUAUGCAGAUUCUUUGGUUGGAACUUACAGUAAAAUUAUGAACCAUAAAAAUUCACUUACUUUCCCUGAUGAUAAUGACAUAUCAAAAGAAGCAAAAAAUCUCAUUUGUGCCUUCCUUACCGACAGAGAGGUGAGAUUGGGCAGAAAUGGUGUAGAGGAAAUCAAACGUCAUCUCUUCUUCAAAAAUGAUCAGUGGGCUUGGGAAACACUCCGAGACACUGUAGCACCAGUUGUACCUGAUUUAAGUAGUGACAUUGAUACCAGUAAUUUUGAUGACUUGGAAGAAGACAAAGGAGAUGAAGAAACAUUUCCUAUUCCUAAAGCUUUUGUUGGCAAUCAACUACCUUUUGUAGGAUUUACAUAUUAUAGCAAUCGUAGAUACUUACCUUCAGCUAAUGCCAGUGAAAAUAGAACCAGCUCCAGUGUGGAUAAAAGCUUGGAAAGUUUACAGAAAACAAUCUACAAGCUUGAAGAACAACUGCAUAAUGAAAUGCAACUAAAAGAUGAAAUGGAGCAGAAGUGCAGAACUUCAAACAUAAAACUAGACAAGAUAAUGAAAGAAUUGGACGAAGAGGGGAAUCAAAGAAGAAAUCUAGAGUCUGUGGUAUCUCAAAUUGAGAAGGAAAAAAUGUUGCUACAACAUAGAAUUAAUGAAUACCAAAGAAAAAUGGAGCAGGAAAAUGAGAAGAGAAGAAAUGUAGAAAAUGAAGUUUCUACACUAAAGGACCAGUUGGAAGACUUACGGAAAGUGAGUCAGAGCUCACAGCUUGCUAACGAGAAGCUGGCACAGUUACAGAAGCAGUUAGAAGAAGCCAAUGACUUACUUAGGACAGAAUCAGACACAGCUGUAAGAUUAAGGAAGAGUCACACAGAGAUGAGCAAGUCAAUUAGUCAGCUAGAGUCCUUGAACAGAGAAUUACAGGAGAGAAACAGAAUUUUAGAGAAUUCCAAGUCACAAGCAGACAAAGAUUACUACCAGCUGCAAGCUGUAUUGGAAGCUGAGCGAAGAGACAGAGGGCAUGAUUCUGAGAUGAUUGGAGACCUACAAGCACGAAUUACAUCUUUACAAGAGGAGGUGAAACAUCUUAAACAUAAUCUUGAAAGGGUAGAAGGAGAAAGAAAAGAGGCUCAAGACAUGCUUAAUCACUCAGAAAAGGAAAAGAAUAAUUUAGAGAUAGAUUUGAACUACAAACUCAAGUCUUUGCAACAGAGGUUAGAACAAGAAGUAAAUGAACACAAAGUAACUAAAGCGAGGUUAACUGACAAGCACCAGUCUAUAGAAGAGGCAAAGUCUGUUGCCAUGUAUGAAAUGGAAAAAAAGCUGAAGGAAGAGAGAGAAGCUCGAGAAAAGGCUGAAAAUCGAGUUGUUGAGACUGAGAAACAGUGCUCUAUGCUAGAUGUUGAUCUGAAACAAUCUCAGCAGAAGCUAGAACAUUUGACUGAAAAUAAAGAAAGGAUGGAAGAUGAAGUUAAGAAUCUCACACUGCAGCUGGAACAGGAAUCAAAUAAACGGCUAUUGUUACAGAAUGAAUUGAAGACUCAAGCAUUUGAAACAGACAAUUUAAAAGGUUCAGAAAAACAGAUGAAACAGGAAAUAAAUACUUUAUUGGAAGCAAAAAGAUUGUUAGAAUUUGAGUUUGCUCAGCUUACAAAGCAAUACAGAGGAAAUGAGGGGCAAAUGCGAGAGUUACAAGACCAACUUGAAGCUGAGCAGUAUUUUUCUACACUUUAUAAAACCCAGGUAAAGGAACUCAAAGAAGAAAUUGAAGAAAAAAACAGAGAAAAUUUAAGGAAAAUACAGGAGCUGCAAAGUGAAAAAGAAACUCUUUCUACUCAGUUGGAUCUAGCAGAAACAAAAGCUGAGUCUGAGCAAUUGGCUCGAGGAAUUCUGGAAGAACAGUAUUUUGAGUUGACUCAAGAAAGCAAGAAAGCUGCUUCAAGAAAUAGACAAGAGAUUACAGAUAAAGAUCACACUGUUAGCCGGCUUGAAGAAACAAACACCAUGCUAACCAAAGAUAUUGAAAUACUAAGAAAAGAAAACGAAGAGCUAAAUGAAAGGAUGAGGACAGCAGAAGAAGAAUAUAAGUUGAAUAAAGAGGAAGAAAUAAAUAAUCUUAAGGUUGCCUUUGAAAAGAAUAUCAGUACUGAACGGACCCUGAAAACACAGGCUGUUAACAAAUUGGCAGAAAUAAUGAAUCGCAAAGAUUUUAAAAUUGAUAGGAAGAAAGCUAAUACGCAAGAUUUGAGAAAAAAAGAAAAGGAAAAUAGGAAGCUACAACUGGAACUUAACCAAGAAAGAGAGAAAUUUAACCAAAUGGUUGUGAAACACCAGAAGGAGCUGAACGACAUGCAAGCGCAAUUGGUAGAAGAAUGUACACACAGAAAUGAACUUCAAAUGCAAUUGGCUAGCAAAGAGAGUGAUAUUGAGCAGUUGCGUGCAAAACUUUUGGACCUUUCGGAUUCAACCAGCAUUGCUAGUUUUCCUAGUGCUGAUGAGACUGAUGGAAACCUUCCAGGUAAGAAAAAUUCUGUUCUGUCAUCUGGGUUUGCUCAUGUUUUUUAUUUUUCAUUCCAUCAUUUUGUUCUUGACUCAUUAAGAAGGAAUUGUUUUUAAUAGCCAAGACAUAUGACAGUUAUUUGCUUAGGUACAUUUUGUAAAAAUAAAAGCAGUCAUAAGCAGGCUAUUCAGAUAUACUGAGGAUGUGUAAAGAAAAGAAAAUGAUUUUUGUUUCUCAAGACAGGGUUUCUCUGUGAGCCCUGGCUGCUCUGGAACUUGCUCAGUAGUCCAGGCUGGCCUGCCUCUGCUCUGCCCCACAUUCCCCCCCCCCAACCCCUGUCCUGCACUUAGAGGUGUGCACCACUGUGCCUGACUCUGACAGAACCACAGUGGCUAUAUACAGAAAGCCUAGGCAGUGUUUUAGUGAGAAGCCUGCAGUAGUCUUUGUCAAGUUGUAAGUUUGCAGAAAUAGAGAAAAGGUGAUACUGUUGAAAGGACAGAGGGUGAGGGGAAAGCUAACCAGAAAGUAAGCACAAGUAAACGCCUGAUGUUCCUUUUCUCUGUUUCCCUAAUUAAUGUAAGUAAAAACAAAUAUCAAUAAAUAGAUACAUAGAUAUUCUUGGCUUAAUUGGAGUUCAAAUGAAGUGAAUAGGUUACAGAUACUAAAAUGUAUAGCUGGAGAGGUGGCUCAGUGGUUAAGAGCAUUGUUGCUCUUUCAGUGGACCCCGGUUCAGAUCCCGGCACCUACAUGGUGGCUUACAACAUCUGUAACUACAGUUCUAGAGUAUCCACACAGGCAACAGGCCUCCUCUGACCUCCACACAGGCAACAAACGUAUAUGUAGGCAAAAAAAAAAAAAAAAGCCACACA
Cricetulus griseus (Chinese hamster) is the source of this 4265-nucleotide messenger RNA. NCBI's taxonomy places the organism in Eukaryota, Metazoa, Chordata, Mammalia, Rodentia, Cricetidae. The record is from RefSeq and is a predicted model, not a curated record.